Molecule: messenger RNA, 1145 nt
Organism: Alternaria rosae
Lineage: Eukaryota; Fungi; Ascomycota; Dothideomycetes; Pleosporales; Pleosporaceae
Product: mitochondrial genome maintenance protein MGM101
Exons: 2
Coding region: 80-1006 (308 amino acids)
Biological process (GO): recombinational repair; interstrand cross-link repair
Cellular component (GO): mitochondrial chromosome; mitochondrial nucleoid
Molecular function (GO): single-stranded DNA binding
Source: RefSeq, a predicted model, not a curated record
CCUAUCGGUCGUGACUUCGCGUUGAGGCGUUUCUGUGACAAGAACAACAAAUCGACCCCGCCCACCCUUGCACGUCACAAUGGCAGCGAUCCCCGCACGCAGAGGCGUAUCCGCCCUGCUCUCGGCCUCGUCACCCAGAACAGCCUCAAUUGCCAAUCAGAUACAGCAACGGAGCUUCUCUUCAUCCCCCAUCUUCGCCGCAUACGCGACCGCACCAAGACCAGCAGCGACAAGCACGACUAGCACAACCGGUACCUCCACAGCCGCGAAACCAACGACCACAACAUCGACCGCAGCGAAACCUGCAACCACAGCUACCACACAGCGAACAGUCCAACCGCAGUUUGUCGCCAAAGAACCGCCCGUACCAACAACACGUAAUGCCACAGCAGAGACCGCAGCGUCAGCAGCCCGUAAACAACGUUCGCUGACCGACGGACUCUCCGAUGCCCCACCAGAGCUCGAAGGCGUACCAGCGAUAGACUGGACUCGGUCAUACCACGGUCUUGGCUCUGUAUCUUUCACACCGGAACAAGGAGAAUUGCUGCUUGCGCCCAUUACACAGGAUGACGUGGAAGUGAAGCCCGAUGGUAUCAUAUAUCUACCUGAGAUCAAGUACAGGCGGAUAUUGAACAAGGCGUUUGGACCUGGAGGCUGGGGACUCGCACCCAGAGGCGAGAGUAUUGUCACGGGAAAGUUGGUGACGAGGGAGUAUGGACUUAUUGUGCAGGGACGUCUCGUCUCCAUCGCCCGUGGCGAACAACAAUACUUCGACCCCGACGGCAUCCCCACUGCGACCGAAGGCUGCAAAUCAAAUGCCCUGAUGCGAUGUUGCAAAGACCUUGGUAUUGCGUCUGAACUCUGGGAUCCGCGCUUCAUUCGGGAGUUUACGAAUAAGAUGACAAAGGAAGUGUGGGUGGAGCAUACGAGCACGAAAAAGAAGAGGAAGAUUGUGCUGAGGAAGGACGAUACAGCCAAGUAUCCGUACAAAGAGGUGAAGUUGUAGAUGUGCUCUGAGUUACGUUGGGGAGCAUAUGGCUGGAAGGCGAUAGACCCAAUCUUAGAUGUCUCAGGCGUAGAACCCGCACACAGCCAGAUGUGGGUGUAUACUAUGUUGUAACAUCACCAGGACAACAAGUCCUACU